Molecule: messenger RNA, 516 nt
Organism: Moesziomyces aphidis
Lineage: Eukaryota; Fungi; Basidiomycota; Ustilaginomycetes; Ustilaginales; Ustilaginaceae
Source: the annotation of a GenBank genome assembly
AUGGUGGUGGUAGCAGGACAAGCCGGUGAGUUUGAUGGCGACGCUGACGACGCUUCGACAGUCCCUCAAAGCUCUAAAGAAGGCUCAGCACAGGCGUUCCAUCGAGUGCGGUGUGCUUCCGGCGAGCGAGUGGCUGCAGCGGACGGGAGGAAUCCGAAGAGAGUCCGUGAGGUGCGAAAGCCGUCUGCUGCCACCUCCGCUUCCUCUUCGUCGUUGGAAGCUGUCCAGACGAGCGGCACGGCUCUGCAGACCAACCAGCCUAGCUUGCACAAGGCUUUCGUCGCGGAUGACCGACCAAAGCGCGAGGUUGGGGGGGCCGGGGGCUCUUCGGAGCGAAGUCCAAAGAAGACUCGGCAUGGUGUGGUCGGCAGCGGCGCCGACUGCCGCGUUUCGGCUCAACCUCGCCCGAUCCAAUCCCAGCCCAUCAACACCUCACCGGUCCCUCCCCCACGCCAUAUGCAGCUUCCGGCAGCCUCUCAUCCGAGCCUAGCUGCUCCUUCCAAUGGCCUACGCUGA